AUGAAAGCACAGCGUUUUGUGCUUCAACUGAUCGAUCAUGGUUAUCGAGCCCCAACUGAAACUACGGAAGAUCACACGGGGAUGGGUGCAUCAUGGUCUGAACUAACUCCGUCCCGAGAUACAGAGGUGGGCCAGAAACAUCAAGUUCGUCUGCGGAUUGGACAUGUCGGUCAAGUGAAUCUUUCCGGUCUUCUUCCGUCGCAUGUAUACACAGUCACGAUUCGCGGAGAGAACGGAUACGGUGAAGGACCUGGCUCGAUACCUGUGCAAUUCACAACACCAGAUUUAACUGUACCACAGCCAAAAGGAAUCACGAUUGAUCGGAAUUCUGGGUUCGUGCAUCUACCAGCUGACAAUCCUGCUUUAUGUGCCCAAAUUGAACGCAUGGUGCAAAAUUCGGCCAUGUGGUUACCCGUAGAAAUCCCGCAUGCUGGUUACGUUAUCCAAACUCCGGAUGGACAAUAUAAAGUCAAAUACCCAAGUGAACAUACCGUGGGCUCGAAAUACUGUGUACGUUUAAUCUGGGACAUGGAGGUGAAAAUUCCGAUGGAGGGACAAAGCGCGUACCGAAUAAAAUACUGCCAUACGGGCAAUCCAACCAGAUGUUCCACCUUUGUAUAUCCCUCCAGAGAUCUACCCGCUAUGGUUUUAUUCGCGGUUGGCGGUGCUUGCGUCUUGGCCGUGUCUAUUCUGUUUGCAUUACUGACUCACUUCGCCUGGUCCCAUUUGAAACGACGUGAAACAAAAAACCUGUGUGUGGCCACCGAUUCGCAGUCCCGAUCUUCCUAUCAUGGGUUCAACGAACCAUGGUUUACUUCGAAUAGCGUACCAGAUCAGAUAGACGAUGCCGGACUUCUCACUCAAAUCGCUCCUCUCUUACCCAAUAUCGAUCCGGUGACAUCUGUCGGUGGUCCCUUUGGCAUAGGACUGACCUCGGAUAAGCGAACCUAUGAUCAAGCUUACCACCCGAUUGGGAUCAUUUCUCCGGAAUUCACUUAUUCAGAAACUGGAAAUCGAAAGCCACCACUUUGA
Echinostoma caproni is the source of this 1032-nucleotide messenger RNA. The record is from the annotation of a GenBank genome assembly. Lineage: Eukaryota; Metazoa; Platyhelminthes; Trematoda; Plagiorchiida; Echinostomatidae.